UUGAGACUGAGAGAGACACACAGAGAGUGAGAGAGUUUAGCAGCAGCUCAAACUGGGGCUGCCUACCUACCCAUUAGAGAACUGAGGGCGAGGAUUUUAGCCUUUCCUGCAAGACCCACCACCCACAGCUCGGCUUGCGAUACCAAGAGCAGACACACACUCAGAGCGCGUUGAGACGAGAGCAAAAAAAAAACAGGGGAAACUUUUUUCGGAGAGAGAUCUUUUAAAAAAAAAUCAAAACAACGUUUGGCCAUUGAGCCAAGAUUGGAGAGGAUGACGGCGAAAGCGGUGGAGAAGAUCCCGCUGUCUCUGGGAGGCCUCUUCCAUCAGAUACCCGACAACAUGUACUCAGCGGACGAUCUCAGUUCGCUGCCCGCGUCCGUCACGAUCUUCCCCAACCAGGAGCUGGCCCCAUACGAGCAGAUUCCCUCAGACAUGAUUAAUGUGGACAUGAGCAGCGACAAGAGAGCGCUGGAAUUACCUUACCCCAACAACUACCACCCAGCCUCUGGCCCCCGAGGACAGUCUUUUACCUACAUGGGCAAGUUCUCCAUUGACUCUCAAUGUACCGGCGCCAACUGGAGUCCCGACGGUAUCAUCAACAUCGUGAGUGCUGGGAUUUUCGGAGUCCCUCCAUCUACCUCCUCCUCCGCAUCCUCCUCUUCAUCCUCCUCCUCUUCCUCUGCCUCCCCGAACCCUCUCUCCAGCACCCUCAGUUGCACGAUGGCACAGAAUGCGAGCGAUAUGGAGCACAUGUACUCGCCUCCCCCUCCUUACAGCUGCGGGGAGAUUUACCAGGAGCCGGCUCCCUUCUUCAGUACCUCCAGUUGCUACCCUCCUCCUCCUCCACCUCCGAGUUACCCGUCGUCCAAGCCGGUGGUAGAGAACCCCCUGUUCCCCAUCCUGCCGGAGUACAGUAGCAUCUUCCAGCCUCAGCAUUCGCACAGAGAGCUGAACCCGGGAGUGGAGCGCAAGCCUUUCUCCUGCCCCGGGGACACUGUCAGAAUGGCUCCAGCUCUCACUCCCCUGUCCACCAUCCGGAACUUCACCCUGGGUAACCCGACAGCGGAAGGACCCAGGCUGCCCAGCGCUUACGGCGGACAGAACCUGCCCCUGCGACCCAUCCGGCUCCGCAAGUACCCGAACCGACCCAGCAAGACCCCGGUCCACGAGAGGCCUUACCCGUGCCCCGCCGAGGGUUGCGACCGCCGCUUCUCCCGCUCGGACGAGCUGACACGCCACAUCCGCAUCCACACCGGCCACAAGCCGUUCCAGUGCCGCAUCUGCAUGAGGAACUUCAGCCGGAGCGACCACCUCACCACCCACAUCCGCACUCACACCGGCGAGAAACCCUUCUCCUGCGACUUCUGCGGCAGGAAAUUCGCCCGCAGCGACGAGCGCAAGAGGCACACCAAGAUCCACCUGCGGCAGAAAGAGAAGAGACUGGCGGGGGACAAGCCUCCAGGACCCGCGGUGGGAUCUACUGUCUGCUCCGGGGGCAGCCCGCUCGCUGUCUGUCCGCCCAGGACAGUGUGAACAAGCCAACGCAGAGACAGAGUCACUGACACUACCCGCGAACUUUGAGGGAACAGAAUAUUUAUCGCAGAUUGCACCCACGUUUCCUGCAGCUCCGUGUUUACAGUCUGCUACCCCAGCUUCGUCUCUAAGAGCCUCCAAUAACACCCCCACCCCUUCCCCAUGGACAACAUCUCUUGUCGUACGAGGGGGAAAGAAAAGCGAAUUGGUCACCGGUUUCUUUUUAAUGUUUCCUGACAGUGUAGUGUUCCUGGUUACGUUCACCAGUCAGGGUACUGUGUAUAAAUCUCUCUCUCUCUUUCUCUCUCUAUAUAUAUACACACUGCGUUGACUAACUCUCUCAUGCUCGCCCGAAACAUUCCCAGUUCAGAGGCAGCUCUGGUCGAGAAUAUUAUCGGGGUUAAGGGGGCGUGAGGCUGUGUGUGAAGAGUUCUGCACAGGUGGCGAAAGGGAAUGGUUUAUAAACAAGUUCGGUGAAUAUUUAAGGAAACUCGCUCCUGCACUUUGUGUUUAUGGGUCACUAAUAACUUCAAACAACGAGUUGGGAAAAAAAGUGUGACAAAUUACAUUUUUUUUUAAAAAAAGCUCUCUAAUCCUAUAAAAAUAACUAGGAAUGGGCCCAUGUUGUGAAUGGGGAUGUGUGCGGCACGUUGUUGAUGUUUUAACACUUUCUCUCUCGUGUGGGAAGUCCCAAAGGAGAUUAAAAAAAAGGAUGAGGGAGGGGUAUUACAGAAGUUAGAUCUGAACAGAGGUCAUUGAGAGGCAACUUUAUCCGGCGUUAGUUUAAUGGCAAAUGGAUGUUUUGUACUUUCGCAUUUAAACACUGCAUGCUGAGGUAUUUUGGUGCCUUGUUUAUUGUGGACGAUGUCUGCAUGUAAAUACCCGGCCUUAAAUGACAGACCCGGGCAAUCCUGGAAUCGCCAAUGACCUCCACGAGCUGGCGAAGCUGUUCAAUUCCGGCCGAUUAAUCUGGAGAUUUUUAGAAAAUAUUUUUGUACGCGUUUUGUGCUAAAUAUCUUCCAGUGUUUUACAUUUUGUAGCAAAGCUCUGGUUGUAAAGAGUGUGAAUAAUUUUUAUGUGGCUGAUGCUGACCUGUUUUGAUGGUUUAAUGUAUUGGUGUAAAACCACUAACUGGGUUUUUAAAGAAAAAGGGACCAAUUAGUCCUCUUAAGAUGUAUUGUUUUAUGGUCAUAUUGAUGUAAAUAUAAUUUUACAAAGCA
Messenger RNA from Rhincodon typus (whale shark), 2756 nucleotides. RefSeq names its product early growth response 2b (gene egr2b). Lineage: Eukaryota; Metazoa; Chordata; Chondrichthyes; Orectolobiformes; Rhincodontidae. Bases 274 to 1536 code for a protein of 420 amino acids. The record is from RefSeq and is a predicted model, not a curated record. Gene Ontology annotation, molecular function: RNA polymerase II cis-regulatory region sequence-specific DNA binding; DNA-binding transcription factor activity, RNA polymerase II-specific. The transcript has 2 exons. Gene Ontology annotation, biological process: regulation of transcription by RNA polymerase II.